This is a messenger RNA of Closterium sp. Naga37s-1, 2202 nucleotides long. The record is from the annotation of a GenBank genome assembly. NCBI's taxonomy places the organism in Eukaryota, Viridiplantae, Streptophyta, Zygnematophyceae, Desmidiales, Closteriaceae.
AUGGAUCUCCUUCGUCGGAUCUUCUUUGUAAUCACAGGAUGCCUAUGCCAGGAUGGCUAUGCUGUGGUGGCAUCAGACGGGCCGGGCGGGUACCGCAUCAUUUUGAAUCGACUCGAAAGUUCCCGCGUUCUUCCUGUGUCUUGUCUGUCUUGCUGCCAGGAUGGCUACGCUGUGGUGGCAGCGGACGGGCCGGGCGAGUACCCCAUCAUUGCCGAGGCGCGUGCCGGGGAUGAUGCAGCCAAUGUGGUGGUGACACCUGGCACAGUCGCUUACAUCACCACGGGAGGCCCGGUUCCCCAGGGUGCAGACGCUGUGAUUCAAGUGGAGGAUACGCUUCCUGCUGACUCCUCCAGCGGCCAGAGGCGUGUGACUAUAGUGAAGGGCGCUACAGUGGGGCAAGACAUCCGCCCUGUGGGCUCGGAUCUGGCAGCGGGUACAGUGGUGCUGCAGGCAGGGGAGCGUCUUGGGCCAGCGGAAAUAGGACUGCUGGCAACAGUGGGGGCAGCACACGUGCACGUGCACCGGCAGCCGCUGGUGGCAGUUCUCUCCACGGGAGACGAGCUCAUAGACCCUGCACAGCAUGCCAGCGCCACUCUCCCUCGCGGCAUGAUAAGGGACGCCAAUAGACCCAUGCUACUUGCUGCUGUGCGGCAACACAUAGGAGCAGCAGCAUCAGCAGCACCAGGGGCCAGCUGUCCAGCCCCUAUGGAUCUGGGGAUAACACUAGAUACAGAGGAAGCGGUGGCAGCAGCGUUUCAGAGAGCACUAGCAGCGAGGGCGGAUGUGGUGGUGGCGUCUGGAGGAGUGUCCAUGGGCGAUAGGGACUUUGUCAAGCCGCUGCUGGAAAGGCUUGGGACUGUUCACUUUGGCCGGGUACACAUGAAGCCAGGAAAACCGCUCACUUUCGCAACCAUCGAAACCCCCUCAGAUAAGACGGAUGGCGCCGCCCAGCCGCACCGAACGAUAAUUUUUGGGCUGCCCGGAAAUCCGGCCCACAUCUCCUCUGCUCUCCGCCUCGACACUGACCGCCCUGAGUACCACCGAGCAUCCCUCCGCUGGGAACCCAACGUCCCUGCUGCCCUUGCCUCCUCUGCUGCUUCGCUUGGCUCUUCUGCUGGGUCUAGUGCUGCUUUUGAGAAUUCUGCUGGGUCUAGUGCUGCUUUUGAGAAUUCUGCUGGGUCUAGUGCUGCUUUUGAGAAUUCUGCUGGGUCUAGUGCUGCUUUUGAGAAUUCUGCUGGGUCUAGUGCUGCUUUUGAGAAUUCUGCUGGGUCUAGUGCUGCUUUUGAGAAUUCUCAAAGGUCUAGUGCUGCUGCUGCCGCUCCUUCGUCCUCUGGUGCCGCGGCGUCUGGGUUCAUAGCGGACAGCACAGGGAGGCAGAUCAGCAGCCGGCUCCUCUCCAUGCGCUCAGCGCACUGCCUGCUUGAGCUACCCCAGGCGCAGGGCUCCCUCCCUGCAGGCUCGCUGGUCUCCGCGCUGCUGCUGCCUGAUGCUGCUGCGUGCCUGGCGGUCCCUGCGGUGGCAGUGGGGAGGACAGGAGGAGGGGAGGCUGUGAGAGGGGGAGGGGAGGGAGAGGAGGGGGAGAAGCAUGGAUGUGGUGGCCCCAGGGCAGUCCAGGCAGUGCAGUCGCUGCUGCCAGCAGCAGCGGUGGUGGCGACAGCAGUGGUGCCAGAUGACCCAGACAAGAUAGCAGCGCAGGUCAAGGCUGGUCCCAGGGCAGUCCAGGCAGUACAAUCUCUUCUGCCAGCAGCAGCAGUGGUGGCGACAGCAGUGGUCCCAGAUGACCCAGACAAGAUAGCAGCGCAGGUCAAGGAAUGGGCGGAUGGGGGAGAAAUCUUUGCGUCAGCUCCUGAGGCAGUGCGUGUGGCAGCAGUGGAUGUGAUUAUAACGACAGGAGGCACGGGGUUCUCCCCUAGGGAUGUCACUCCUGAGGCUUGUGCGCUGCUCUUCCACCGCUCUGCACCGGGCCUCACCCAUGCCAUGCUGCAGGAGAGCCUCAGGAUCACGCCCUUUGCCAUGCUCUCGCGCAUGGCUGCUGGCAUUAGAGGCUCCACUCUGAUCCUCAACCUGCCAGGCAACCCCAACGCGGUUUCAGAGUGUCUGGCUGCCCUCAUGCCUGCUCUUCCCCAUGGCUUGAAGCAGCUGAAAGGCGACAAGCGGGAGAAACACCCACGCCACACGCCCCACCCUGGCAUAGCCAAGUGA